AAUUCCUUGCGAGGAUAACAUUAAACCUGCAUACAAACACUUUCUCCACUCGCAAAACCAAAGACAAGUGACCCCCUAAUUUACCCUUCUGAUCAAAUCUCCUUUGCCCGAGUCGGUACGACUAGAACCAUGGGCACGAUCAGCGGAAACGACGUGGAAGCGGGCUUCGCAAAGCUGCAAGGCGAAGAAUUCGAGUAUUACAUGCAGACAUACUCCAUAAUCCUAGGUCGAAACUCCAAGAAAUCGACGGUGGACGUCGACCUCAACAGCUUAGGAGGCGGCAUGAACAUCUCCCGCCACCACGCGCGCAUCUUUUACGAUUUCACGCGCCGUCGCUUCGCCCUGGAAGUGCUGGGGAAGAAUGGGUGCCUGGUGGAGGGAGUUCUUCAUCUUCCUGGAAACCCCCCGGUGAAAUUAGAUUCUCAAGAUUUGUUGCAAAUCGGAGAUACAGAGUUUUACUUUCUAUUGCCUGUGAGGAGCAUUUUGGGUGGGCCUGUCGGGCCGAGGCAUUAUGUGGGGUCAGUGCUCCCGCAUUACGGUUAUGGGGGGACGGAGGCGGGGAGGAUGGUGGGGUCGGUGGGGGUUACGUCAGCGAAGAAAGGGAGAGGGAGAGAGUAUUAUGAGGAGGAUUAUGAGGAUGAUGAAGAGGGGAGUAGUGGGAAGAAGGUCAGAAGAGAAGGAGGUUUUGAGGGCUACGGUGCUGUUAGUGGUGGCAAGCUUGGAUUGGCUGGAGCAUUGGUUCCCGCAGACAAGAAGGCAGAGGGAAGGUCUAGGGUUGAUCGUGAAUCUGAUAAUCAGCAACUUCUGCAGUUGGAAGAAAAGGAUGUGGUAUCGUCUGUAGCUACUGUUCUUUCUGAUCUUUGUGGCCCUGGAGAAUGGAUGCCUAUGGAGCGACUUUACAAUGAGUUGGUAGAGCAAUAUAGUAGUGUCUGGCAUCACAGUCGAGUGAGGAGAUAUCUAACUGCUGAGGAUUGGCCUGGUCCUGAAUCCAAAGAAAAACCAUGGUAUGGCCUGCUUAUGUUGUUGAGAAAAUAUCCAGAACACUUUGUGAUCAACACAAGGUCCAAGGGUCGGGUAACAUUGGAGUUUGUGUCUCUGGUCUCCCUACUUUCGUAACAUCAAGAAGCAUCAGAGAGCACUUUCCUUACACUGAUUACCAUAGAUGCAAACUUUUCUCUGUGGGGGAAACAUGGCCGAUUGUUGAUUUUGAUAGUACUUGUGUGAAUUGAGAUUGAGUGGCAGGGCAGUCUUAGCACCCCUGCUUGGAAAAAUGUAAACGAGUAGGUUGGAUCUAAGCUUUGAUAUCUUUCAUUUAUGCCAUUUCCUUUUGACGUGCUUUCUUUGUAAAUGGUAUAUUGCUGGUAAUAGAAGUUACAAUCCUCGUUUAGACGAACAUCUGCUUUUCAUUGCGGUAAUUUUUGUUUAUAAACAUAAGGUUC
This is a messenger RNA of Pistacia vera, 1439 nucleotides long. RefSeq names its product FHA domain-containing protein FHA2. Gene Ontology annotation, biological process: regulation of ribosomal protein gene transcription by RNA polymerase II. The transcript has 3 exons. Bases 130 to 1116 code for a protein of 328 amino acids. Lineage: Eukaryota; Viridiplantae; Streptophyta; Magnoliopsida; Sapindales; Anacardiaceae. Gene Ontology annotation, molecular function: protein binding; sequence-specific DNA binding. The record is from RefSeq and is a predicted model, not a curated record. Gene Ontology annotation, cellular component: nucleus.